ACUGCGAGUCAGUGCGCAUGUCAAGUUGAAAAUUGCAAAUGGCGGCCGUUGUUAUUGUUCGUACCGAAUUAACUAUUUGUAAAUUAUAUACCAAUCUUUUUAGCGAUUUUUCUAAUGGACUGUUAUAUUGAUGCGAUGCUUUAACUUCUCAUAAUUCGGCGCGACACGUUUUAUGUACGUUUUUAAGUGUUUUUAGUGUUUUUUUGCUAUUUUAUGUGUGUCAUGCAAAUGGGGUAAGCUGGAAUUAUCGGAUGUCGCUUAGGUUGUUUUGGAUAGUUUCAAUAAGAAAAUGGAGUGAAGUUCUGUGAUCUAAAGUGUUAAAAUGGAUACUGCAUAAAGUAUUUCAACUAUCCCUCUAGUAUUAGGGUGUAGCGAGAGACGGGAGCGGCUGUAAUUUACGUAUGUUCCAUGCUGUGACUGUUCUCCCCGUACAUUUCAAAAUGGCUGCUGCUCUUCACGAUAUAUGAGCUUUGCGUCACUGGAAUAUAAUUCAGUGGAUUUGAUUCGUGAUGACAUUAUAGUGUUUCUAGUCGUGUGAUCGUCUGUGAAAAAGCGAAAAUAAGUCUUGGACGGUUCCCCGGGUGCACCAGAACCGGGACAGUAGUGGUGUGUCAUAUGUUUUUGGUGUAAAGUGGACACUGACCAUAGGACCGAUAUUGCUUUGCGUCCGAGCCGGACGGUAAUGUUGCGCUUGAUUUUCCAUCAUGAUUUGGGACACAAGGGAAUAGAAAUUGUGUGGAAUUGAGCGGAAUGUGACAUUGUAUGAGAGGCACAGCAUGGCAGCGGACAGCGAUGGGCUAGGCUCGGCGGGCGGCGGUUCUUGCGGCGUGGUGGUGACAUGCGAGGGCGACUUGCGCGACCCGCGUUUCCCUGCGCGCCUGCGCCGGUUGUUGCGCGAGUUGCGCGCUCUGCUCGCCGAGCCGCAUCCGCACACGCUCAAAGUUAACAAGGUGGAGCCUUGGAACUCUGUGCGCGUGACGCUGUCGGUGCCGCGAGCAGCAGCCGCGCGGUUGCGUGCGCUCGCGGCGGCGGGCGCUCCGCAACUGAGGGCUCUCGGCAUACUCUCGGUACAGCUGGAUGGUGAUGCCGCCGUGUCGCUGCGGCUGCAGCACGGAGCUGAGCUUAGGAUUAACACCGAUCCUGAUGACGCGAGUACAUCAAGAUCGCAGCCGAACGCGGAGCUGCUGGCGGGUCUGGGCGGGCUGGGCCGCAUGCUGGGCGAGGCGGAGGCGGGUGCCAGUGCCGACACCCCCGCCCCCGCCCCCGACAGCUUCAAGUCCCCCAAUACCGUCUGCCCAAUGGACGGCAAGAUCCCCCAUAACAUUCCCACGCACUCCGCCGACCGCUGCGAGUUCCCCUUCGGCAGCAUGACGCAGGCGAGGGUUAUACAUCGCAAGGAGAAUACUUUAGGUUUAAGCGGUCCCCCAGCUAGCAUAAGGCCGCAAGCGGACGGGCCGUUCGCGCGGCCGUCCACUUCGGCGUUCCCCGGCCCUCCGCCACCGUACCCCGCGGCCUCCCCGCAGCCGCCCUCAGCUCCCGCCACCCCCGGGCCGCCGGCCACGCCCCCCACGGUCGCCAUGUCCUCCCCGCUGCUCGUCAACCUGCUGCAGAACGACGCGCCCGCGCCUUCGCCCCGCCCCAAGCCGCCGCAACAUCCCGCCAAGCUGGAUAGGCUAGAAGAUGGACAGGUGGAAUUAGCAGUGGGUCGACCGCCAUUCGCGGAGUACCGGACUCCUCGCACCCCCGCCCCCAUGGCGGCGCCCGUGCGCUCCCCCCUCCCCGCGCCCUGCACGCCCCCCGCCUCCCCCGCGCCGCGCCCCGCCCCGCGCCCGCCCGCCUUCGUGCGACGCCCCGCCCCGCCCGCGCCGCCGGCACCUCCUCCCCGGCCACAGCCUCCCCAGCCCGCGUACCGAGUACAGAUGGCCGGUGGAGGUCGCCCGGGCUACACGGCCACGUUCCCCGCGCCGCCGCCGUACAGGCAACAGCUGACGCGGCCGCUGCGACCGCCGCCGCAGGUGGCUCAGCACUCGAGGGUUACGCCUGAAGACCUACAGGCGCUACUACCGCCCCCUACGGCCUCCAUGGAUCAGAAGACGCAGUCUAGUUUCCAGGAGUUCCAGAGGUAUCAGCAGCAAUACAUAGCGAAGCAGCGGGCAGCAUCCCGAGCGAGUUCGCAACCCGACUGGAACGAGCCGUACCGGGACUCGCUGUCAUUACUGGACUUACCCGACAGUGACCUGGAACACCUCAUGCCGACGCUUGGCGACGACCUCAACCUCGACGAGAGCGCGUUCUCCGCCAUCUCGGAGCUGGACGCCAGCGCCAAGCUCGACAUGCUGCUGUCGGGCAACAACGCCAACAACAACACGCCCGACUCCGUGCUCCAGGACAUCACCGGGGACCAGUACUCGACCGCCGGCUACGAGCCGCAACAACGCCACGACGUGCCUUCUAAGUCUGAGUUCGAGGGACCGGACGCCUUCAUGCCGCCGCCGCCCGUGCCGCACCACUCCAACAAGUUCCGGCGGCUCGAGCCCGACGCCGAGCACGCGCCGCAGCUCGCCUCGCCGCCCGCCGUGCUGCCGCCCGCCGACCACCCGCCCGGCGCCGCGCAUCCGCAGCCCAACGCGCAGUAUGCGGCGAUGCCCCUUCCUAACUCCGCGCCGCACCUGCAGAACGCCAUGCGGGCGACGCAACAUCCGCCCAACGCCGCGCAACAACAGGCGAACGCCGCGCAACAUCCGCCCAACGCGGUCCUACACACGCAGAAUGCCGCGCAACAUCAGAAUGCGUCGCCGGCCUUCAAGUCGCCGCCUUCUAGCGCCAGCCAGGCGAUGCCUCCUCCCCUUAAGCUGCCCAUACGAGCCACCACCUCCGUGGCCACUGCCACCGUCGGCUCACAAGCCUCGGCGCAAGAAAUCGAGGAGCAGAGCAAGCAGUACCUCAUCAAAACCCUCAUGAGGGAUGAUGACGUACCGCCUCCCAAAGAACAGGAGAAGAAAGUCGAAGAGGUGACAGUCGCCAACUGCGAAGUAAAAGAAGGAACGGUAGAAGCCGCGCCUGAGAUGUUCGGCAUCGCCAAGUCCACCACAGACGAGGACACGCGGAGAGCAGACGACGAGCUGAGGAUGAGAAAUAAGCUCGCCAAGAAAGAGCGAGACGACAAACUCGCGCAGAAAGGCGGGAAGCCGCGAACUGUCGGCGCCAAAGAGAAGCCCGCCACGCUCAAGGACAAGAUAGUCCGCGACAACAAGUCCACCAAAGUUGCCUUAGCGCGGCCGCCGCCGCUCAAGCUGCCCGCGCCCAGCCUCGACGCGCCCAAGUCGCCGCAGACUGAGAAGGAGUCCAUCAAGCUGAGGCUCAAGCUCGACAAGAACGAGCCAGUCGUACAGACCGUCUACAAGGCAGACAUAAGCUUCGUCAACCAACAGAAAGGUGACAAGCCCACUGACGGCGAACUCAGGGUUCCACCUCUACACAUAAGUCUACGAGGUCGGAAUUCCGCCGUCAUAAAGAAUUCUAAAAAAGAAAAGAAAAAGUUCGGGCCCGGCGACCUACAUACGAAGAAGAUUAAAAUCAGGAAAUCUUCCGAAUCGGAUGACAAGUCACAUCGGAGGGACUCCGACGAAUCGAUCGCCUCAAAAUCUAGUGAAAGCACUGAGAACAAGACUGAUGAUGAGUAUUUAAACGCGAAAGGCAUUAAGCUCAACAAUCACUACGAAACCGAUGGCGUUAAAACUGAAGUAACUGGCGACAACAACGUUGUGUAUAGGAUGAAAACUAUAUCCAAGAACGCCCACAUAGUCACCAAGUCGCACGACUAUAAACUUAAUAACAAAGUGCCCAGCUUAGAUCCCAAAGUCAAAAAGAAACUAAAAAUACUCAGCGACAGCGGCAAAUCGUCGGACAAGGAGCGAGACAAAGAAUGGAGGAACGAUACGUUAGACAAGGAAGGGAAAUACGCUCAAAACGAGGGCUACAGAGAGCCCAACAACCACGAGGCGAAGAAAAAGUUACCUACUCCUAAAGCGGACUUGAAAUGUGAUAGUGUGAAGUCAGAGGGGAAAACAGUGCAAUCAGACGUUGAUAGUGAAUGUAAAACCGGUGCUAGUGAGUUGGACAGUAGGUUGGUGAAGUGUCAAAAGGACCUCGAGUGGACGCUAAGUGGCGACGUGCCCAACAGCCCGCACUUCGCGGACUCGCGGCACGUUGCCGAAGACGACAAUAACUUGAAACGGACAGUCGCCGAAAGUGCUAUUACCUCACCCAACGGCCUGCUCGCCUCCGACAAGAAGAGGAAGCUCAGCCACAGUUCCUGUACAGAGCCGCCGGGGUCCACGAACGUGGGGACGAUACCGACGCGAAGCGCCGAGUCGCCGCCCGCGUCCCCGCGCCGCAAGGACCGGCCCAAGGACAAGUCCUACUGCAAGCUCGUGGCGGAGCGCGCCCGCCCCGACGCCGACAAGUUCGGCAGCCGCUCGCCCGCCAGCCAGGCGCAGGGCGAGGACUCGGGCAUCGAGUCCAUGGACGCGCUGUCCGAGAAGUCGCCCAACCAGGCGUCGCAGUCCCCGCCCGGGCCCGCGCGCAAGGAGCGGCUCGACAUGCCGCGCUCCACCUCGCCCGCCUCCGUGCAGCGCAUCAUCGGCGUGCUGGAGCCGCGCUACCCGCCCGAGCCCGCCUACCCGCCCGCGCCGCACAUCCGCGACCUGGGCGACAUCGAGGCCGAGCUCGCCAAGAUGCACGCCGACGUCAACGGCGAGCGCGAGCCGCCCGCGCCGCCCGCGCCCGCCGCGCCGCUGCCGCCGCCCGACACCCGGCCCGACGCGCCGCCCGACAAGCUGGGCGACUUCGACCCGCCGCCCAGCCGCGUGUCGCCGCCGCUCUACACCUACUCCAACCAGGAGAAGCUAGCGCCGCCCGACGACGUCAAAGACGAGCGUCCCGACCGGCCAGAGAACGGCGACGCCUGCACCGACCGCGCCGAGCCUGACGACACGCGGGAGCCCAAGCUCGAGAGGCUACCGCUGAAGGCGGACUUCCCCGACAAGAGCCUACUGGAGCAGCUGCUCAUCGAGAUCCCCACGCCGGACUACACGGGCAAGCGGCCCGAGUCGCCCUCGCCCUCGGCGCUGGAGCGCGUCGCGCGCAGUAGCGUCCGCACGCGCUCCAGCAGCAAGCUCAGCUCCCCCGCCGAGCCGCCGCGCCUGUCGCCCGCCGCCGACCCCGCGCCGCCCGCCCGCCCCGCGCGCCCGCCGCCGCCCAAGCGCCGGCGCCGCGAGUCCGAGUCCUCCGGCGCCUCCACGCUCAGCGCCGACGACGACCGCCCCAAGAAGAAGCCGCGCCGCGACGUGCGCGCGCCCGCGCCCGCGCCGCCCGCCCGCCCCGCCGCGAGGCGCAAGGACUCCGACAGCGACAGCGACGAGCCGCUCAUCUGCAAAGUGCGCGGCAAGGGCGCCAAGCCGGGCCGCGGCCCGCCGCGCGACCCCGUGGGCACGCGCCGCUCCGUGCGCCACGGGCCCCCGGGCCCCGCGCGCCACCCGCCCGCAGCGCCCCGCCAGCCGCCGGGCCCCGCGCCGCCCGCGCCCCCCGCGCCGCCGCAGCCCGCGCCCGUGCGCCGCAAGACCCGCAGCGCCGGUGAGUCCCGCGUCCUAGCUGACUGAUCCCAUCCGCUUGGCGUGUGCUGACGAUCUCUGUUUGGUGCGCAGUGGGCGAGGGCGCAGGCGCGGCGGCCGGCGUGCGGCGGCGCCGGGCCUCCAAGGACAAGUGACGGCGGCGCCGCGCGGAGCCGCGCGAGCCCCGCGACCCCGGCGCGGCCAGCCCCGCCGAGCCCCGCGACCCCGGCGCGGCCGGCCCCGCCGAGCCCCGCCAGCCGGAGCCGGAGGUGCGGCCGCCCAGCGAGCCGCGUCAGUCCGGCGACGCGUAGGCGCCGCGCCGCACCGCACAUAUACACUAGUACAAUCUGUGACACGAACUGUUCACCACGUACGUAUGACGUCGCGGCCGCCACUAGAGACAUUACGAAACUUUGGUUUAUACCAGUAUGGGUCACGAUUAUAAUAACAUAUUUAAAAUUAACUAAAUUGUAAUAUACGUUGCGAGUUGAAAAUUAAUCCGAAGUGAUUUCCACUAAUCCGCGAUUGGUAAUUGUUCAUUUGAAUGAAUCUCAAUUAAUUAAAUCGAUUGUGAAUUAACACCAGUGUGGAGACUAGUAAAAUUGCAAUACUAACAUUUGAGAAAUACUGUGUUGAUAUUUAACAAAAUAUUACAUGAAAUUGUGUGUUUAUGUGUAUUUAUGAAUUCGGAUGUGUAGUCGGCUGCUAUUUGUUAGGGCUCCCGUGCUAGCGGCGACUGCAAACUGUACUGACAAUUAUAAUAAAAUCGGUUCCCAUGUGAACGUUAUAUUUUCAAUUCAACUUAAAAGGUAUGGACAAUUAAUAAUUUUAAUCUUAUAAUGACAAUUUAUUGCAUGUUUUAUUGAAUAUUUAUUUAUUUACCGUUCGUUGUCGCCACUAGUAUGACGUCUUCCGUCACUGCAGAUCGGAAAUAGAAAUGGAUUUAGAGAAAUUUAUUUUAGAAUAGUUCCAUUUUAUUUUUAAUUUAAUGUUCACACGAAAUCUGAACAUAAAGAAUGUUUCUAAGUGGCACUCCACCAAAAACAGUAGCAAGUAAUGACUUCGUUAAAAAAUAUUUUAAAUUAUCAACUUUACGGCAUUUCUUAUCUUUUGUCGAUAAUCCAUAAUGACGAAAAACUAUGAAAUCUAUUCUAAAAUGGAUUUUCCCUAAAUCCGUCCUGCAGAGCUAAUCUAUUGAUAUUCAUUAUCGAUUGCGAAACGUAAAGUCGAUAACGCCGGACCCAAUCAAAUGCUGGCAGUCACACUGUUGGUAUAUUUAUUUUUAGUGAACAAAUGUUACCAUUCACUAUAAACACUCGACCUUUUUGUUCUUUUAAGUGUAAGUUUAUUUCUAUCGAGUAAUUUUAAGAGUGUUUGUCUUUAAGUAUGGAAGCUAACGCCGGCUUCAACACUGCAAUUAGUCGAGUUUUAUCAAUAAAUACAAGUUGUAGUUAAUACAGAAUUUAGUAACCAUAGGUACAUAGUGAUGUUGUUGAGUCGACUGAUCGCAGCGCUGAGGCGGGCGCGGGCGGGAACUCGGAACGUUGCCACUGAGCAAGACUCGUCGAGUUUGCGUCGUGGAGAGCCUUAGUUUACUAGUGAAUAGAUGUGUAUCAUUAUUGUACAAAAUGCACUCGACAUAUAGGCACAUUGUUAUAAUAGUAUAAAUACCCGAGAGAUAUAAAGAGAAUGAAAUAAAUGCAUAAAGUUAAAUAUUUUCAUACGUUUUUGCACGUAAUUUCGUGACGUCGAUUCGGUGACGUGAACGCAGCGUUGUAGUUUUUAUAAUGUUUUGGCGGGAGGGCGCCGUCUUUUAUUUGUAAUAUAAAUAUGAAAAAAUUGACCAAGAUUAAAUCGGUUUUCGGCAGAUAUUUGAAAUUGCUGAACAUUAGAUGAUAGGUUCAAUUCAAGAUGGCGGCGUCGCUCUCCCGCACAAAACGCUGGCCGCUAUUACGAUGUAACGUUAGCGUUUUUAUAUUUAAGAGAAUUCACGACCAAUAAUUGUAAUUAAAUGUGGAACUUGAUAAUUUCUUAGUGAAUGAGAUAAUAAUCGCGACUGAAUGUUUUAACAGUUUGUCUGUUCGGGCUUCCAGUAUAACUAAAAUCUUAUUUUGACGCCCCAUUUAUUUCGUUACCUCCAGUUAUAUCGACCUAUGUUCCCACCAUCGAUUCAAUCAUUUAAUCCGAAUAUUUAACACCAAAACCCAUAGACAAUGUACCAGUGAAUCUUAGCUUCUAUUUCGCACUAAGCAUAGUCCAUUAUUUAAUGAAUUUAGUUUUCUAACGCCCAAGUUCACCGACAGCGUAAAUGUCAGUUUUCUUAAAACAACUGUUAUACUUUCAUAGGAACCAGUUGUUUUAAGAAAAACGAUCGUCUAUGAUGUCGGUGUACUUGGGCUUAAUUAGGCGUUAGUGUUUUAUAUGACAGUUGUUGAACACUCACAGUUAGGAACGUUAUCUUUCGAAGUCGCUCGCCUUAAUGUUCAUCAUUGACAUAAACGAUUGGUUGUACUAAAUUGAACCUUGCAAUAAACUAUUUGCGGACAAAAUCAUUAUUAACAAAACUUAAUUAAAUGGUGGACAAGACAUGGGGUGUCCCACAGAUCUAUUUGAAUGAAUAUUUGUCGGGUACGCGGCGGUAGCUCGACACUUCUGAAGGCGUUUCGUUUAGACAGACUCGUUUCGUUCCUGUCUCUAGGGAUACAAACCCAAAGCAAUAAUAUUUGGAUGUGACGUUUUAUUUAAAAGCACAUUUUAGACAGCUUUUACACUAUUAGCUUAGAAGCCGUACAUUUCAGUAUUUUAUAAUUUGUCCCGACGUAUGUUCGUUUGUUCCCCUACCCUUCGAUGAUGUUCAAUGUUAGUCGGACAGUGAUAGUGCUACAAUACAUAACGUGUAUAGUAAGUACCUAGAAUAUAAUGAGAAAAUAUUUUAAUAAUUAGUAAUGAAUUUAUUGCCUGAAUAAAUUGUGCCCUAUAACUGUGUGCCGUGGUAAUGUGUCUGUUAAUGAAAAUAUUAGUGUAUAGAGCGAGAUGCGGCUAGUCUGACAGCUGGACGGCGGAACUGUUUCUAAACGUUUGUUUUCUUAAAUUAUUCAUUACUGUAUCGGUCCGGCCGAUGUACAAUCUCUUGUAAAUUUUUAUGUAUAGAUGGGGAUAUUAAUAUAUGUUACGUUUUAAGUACUUGUUUUCUUUUUAAAAUCAUAUUUAGUUUGGGGAGUAGCGUAUGUAAAUAGACGUGGAGACUAGCGUAUCGUUCCUGAGUGGACCGACUCCUGUAGACAUGCAAAAGCCUUAUACUGUAAUAUAAAAGUAUGACUUGCAAGCUUGUACCAUAUAAUGAUAGUGAAUGAACUCUGAAAUAGCUGUGUAUAUUGGGUGUAUAGUUAUCAUUUUAGUUUAUUUUGUUUUGUUUUUAUUUUCGACUAAUGAUAGUAAUUUAUGCCGAUAAAUAAAUAUCUAUAUUGUACGUUUAUAUAUCUACAAUGAAGAAAGAGAAAUACAAAUAGUUUUAAUAACACUUAUAAAUAUAGUUUAGGGGUUACACCACAUGAGAGUAGGUUAUAGUUUUGUUUACAUUCUAUGGAACUUGUAAAUACAUGCAGAAAUAGUAAAAUGAAAGAAUUGAUACAAUAAAGUUAACUUUAUGUUAUUUGUAAUAUUUUUUCUAGUUCGCGUUGGGCGGCAAGCGCCGCGGGGAAUCAAUUUAGGACAAUGAUAAACGAUGCCUGUAAUUAUUUUUUGUUGCUGGCAAUUUAUGAAGUUCAGUUUUAUAUUGUGCAUUAUUUUCUCUGUAAGUUGCUUUCACUGUCGUUUCUAGAUUAUUUUUAAAAAUCAUAUAAUUAUUAUAUUGAUAAAAAGUACGAUGAGUCAAGCUGAUCUAUCAUCAUAUUAUUACGAUUGAAGAAAUUAUAUUGAUAAAAGUACGAUUGAGUCAUGCUGAUUUAUCAUAUUAUUACGAAUGAAGAAAUAAGGAAUAUUAUUGUUCUGCUAUUAUUAAAUUUGUAAAGUUAGUUUAUUAAUAAAUGAAUAAAAAUA
Messenger RNA from Helicoverpa zea (corn earworm), 9650 nucleotides. RefSeq names its product histone-lysine N-methyltransferase SETD1B-like (gene Ncoa6). The coding region runs from base 777 to 5660 and encodes 1627 amino acids. The record is from RefSeq and is a predicted model, not a curated record. Gene Ontology annotation, biological process: positive regulation of transcription by RNA polymerase II. The transcript has 8 exons. Gene Ontology annotation, cellular component: nucleus; histone methyltransferase complex; transcription regulator complex. NCBI's taxonomy places the organism in Eukaryota, Metazoa, Arthropoda, Insecta, Lepidoptera, Noctuidae.